AUUCCACCCAGAAGCAAAGGCUGCAGAGCGUGGCCCGCCCGGUUCUCGCAGAAUCAUAUGAUAAUAUAAAUUGGAGGCUUCGAAUCGCCGAGCCUGGAUUGUUUGAUCCGCCUCCUGGAGGAGCGUGGGUGUCGAGAGAAGGCAUCAGCAGCAGCAGCAGUAGCUUUUGCGAGGUGCCGCCAGGGGUGGUGGGCACUGGAGCAGAGUGGAGUGGAGUGGAGUGGAGUGGACCGAAAGGAAGAAAAUCACGAAGACGACGAGUGCCGCUGCAGGCAGCUGUAGGUCGUUAGAGUGGCAACGAGGUCAAUCGAUGAAGGGGGUUUGGUUCCUGGUCGUUUUGUGUGUCGUCCCAUGGAUGUCAUUGUCGCAGCUCGCGAUGGCGGCACGCCCUCUGGAGGCCUCCUCCUUCGAGCAGCUCUUGAAGCACGGCAAGCCUCUGUACGUUCGCAUGGCGGACACUGCUCUGGACAUUUUCAAUUCGACCGGUCCAGGAAAGGAGCAGUGGAACUACGAGCGAGGAACUCUGCUUUACGGAAUUGAGAGUGUGUGGCGGAAGACGAAUGUCGACAAGUACUACGAGUUCAUCGUGAACAGAACCGAUGCUUUCGUGGCGGAGAAUGGCUCAAUUCCCACCUUCAAGAUCGAGGAUUACAACCUCGACAACAUUCGAUCGGGAACGAAUCUCCUCUUUCUCUACGGGAAGACUGGAUUGCAGAAGUACAAAAUCGCAGCUGACCUCCUGCACGAACAAUUGAAAGGGCAGCCCCGGCUCAAGGAGGGAGGGUACUGGCACAAGCUGAUCUACCCUUACCAGAUGUGGCUCGAUGGGCUCUUCAUGGCCGAGCCCUUCAGAGCGCAGUACGCCAAAAUGUUUGACAAGCCCGAGGAGUACGACGACAUCGCUCUGCAGCACAUCUGGAUGGAGAAGAAUGCGCGCGACGAGAAGACCGGCUUGCUGUACCACGGCUACGACGAAUCCCGGGAGCAGGCGUGGGCCAACAAGGUGACGGGAACGUCGCCGAGCUUCUGGGGCCGGGCGAUGGGAUGGUACGCCAUGUCGCUGGUCGACACUCUGGAUUACUUCCCGAAGGAUCACCCCAAACGCGACGACCUCAUCCACAUCCUCCGCCGCCUCGCCAAGGCACUCACCGACUUCCAAGACAAAGAUUCAGGCGUCUGGUGGCAGGUCGUCGACCAAGGCGGUCGCGCAGGAAAUUACUUCGAGUCCUCUGCCAGCUCCUGCUUCGUCUAUGCUCUGGCCAAAGGAGCUCACAAGGGCUACCUGGCGCCGCAUUACUAUUUGGCUGCCAAAUUUGGGUAUGAGGGAAUCAAGAAGCAAUUCGUGGUCGACAGGGCCGAUGGCGGCAUCGAUCUCACCAAUACAGUUUCCGUGGGAGGUCUCGGGGGCACUUCGAACUACAGGAAUGGCACGUACGAGUAUUACCUGAGUGAGAAAGUGGUGACAAAUGACGCCAAAGGCAUAGGCCCAUUCCUUCUCGCCAGUGUGCAAUUAUCUCAUUAAAUCGCCGAAAACUGGUCACCAUCGACAAUGUAUCUUACAGCACAGCUUAGCUUCGCUUGAUUCGGUUUCUGACAGAAAGCGCAGUCAAGGCUUUGAUGUUGCCGCGUAGGUUUUAGUGAGGAGCUUAUUAUAGUCACGAAAGUCCAUCGUUUUUUCUUGGAGAAGGAAUGUUCCUGCCGAGACGUGUCCAAUUCCCUUCUCUGUGUCCAAUUUUUAAGUACAGAGGUUGUCAGCCUCUGAUUUGGCGUCGCUUGGAUCUGAUCAAGUUAUACGAAAAUGUCGCAGUCGUCGGGACUAGAAAAUGUUUAGGUGCAGAGUUCCACAUUUCGCUUCUCAGUGUUUUUUUACUGCCAAUCUCCGGUUCGCUUUUGCAAUGUCUGGCUUUCUGAAUUGGAAAGUUAUAUAAUACAAACUCGUGUGCGCAAGCACUCCAAAUUCUGCCCAUCGACAUCACCAUGUCUGACAAACUCGUCGCUGACAAGCAUUCAAUAUUGGAACGAUGUUAACUGCCAAGUGUUCAAGGUAGCUGACUUCGUCAUGCAC
Messenger RNA from Marchantia polymorpha subsp. ruderalis, 2065 nucleotides. The record is from the annotation of a GenBank genome assembly. Lineage: Eukaryota; Viridiplantae; Streptophyta; Marchantiopsida; Marchantiales; Marchantiaceae.